UUUCUAGCCAAUCUGAGGCGAGGGGGCGAUAUCUCCCUUUUAUAAAUGGAACCGUUUGGACACUUUGGAGGAAAAGAAUGAAAGAAAAGCAUUUGGGAUUACAUAGAACAUUUACAGAAGGCUGUACCCGGCUUUUAAUCCUAAUUCCUUACUUGAUAUAAGGUUUUCCAGGCGCUCAGUGAAAAUGGCCACGUCAGAGAGUGCCAGCUUGAGUAAAACUGUGAAGCAGCAGUAUAUGGAUCUUCCUCAGGGAGACAAGGUCCAGGCCAUGUACAUCUGGAUAGAUGGGACUGGAGAGGGGCUCCGCUGCAAGACCACAACUCUGGAUUCUGAACCCAAGACCAUUGAAGAUCUCCCAGAGUGGAACUUUGAUGGUUCCAGUACGUACCAGUCGGAGGGCUCUAACAGCGAUAUGUACCUUAUCCCUGCUGCCAUGUUCAGAGACCCCUUCAGGAAAGACCCCAACAAACUGGUCCUGUGUGAAGUGCUCAAAUACAACCGCAAGCCUACAGAAACUAACCUCAGGCUAACGUGUAAGAAGAUCAUGGAGAUGGUAGAGAACCAGGUGCCGUGGUUCGGCAUGGAACAGGAGUAUACCAUCCUGGGAACAGAUGGACAUCCCUUUGGCUGGCCUUCCAACGGCUUCCCUGGUCCACAAGGGCCCUACUACUGUGGAGUGGGAGCAGACAAGGCGUACGGUAGAGACAUCGUAGAAGCCCACUAUAGAGCCUGUCUUUAUGCUGGGGUUCAGAUCUGUGGCACCAAUGCUGAAGUCAUGCCAGCUCAGUGGGAGUUCCAGGUUGGGCCAUGCGAAGGUAUCAACAUGGGUGACCAUCUCUGGGCAGCUCGGUUCAUCCUCCACCGGGUGUGUGAGGACUUUGGCGUGGUGGCCUCAUUCGACCCCAAGCCCAUCUCUGGGAAUUGGAACGGCGCUGGCUGCCAUACAAACUUCAGCACCAAGGAGAUGAGAGAAGAUGGUGGAUUGAGGGGCAUCGAAGAUUCGAUCGAGAAGUUGGGAAAGAGACACCGCUACCACAUCCGUGCCUACGACCCCAAAGGGGGGCUGGACAACGCUCGGCGCUUGACCGGUCACCACGAAACGUCCAACAUCCACGAGUUCUCAGCCGGUGUGGCGAACCGCGGCGCCAGCAUCCGCAUCCCCCGGUCAGUGGGUCAGGACAAGAAGGGCUACUUCGAAGACCGCCGCCCGUCUGCUAACUGCGACCCGUAUGCAGUCACGGAAGCUCUGAUACGCACAUGUUUGCUCAGCGAAGAGGGGGAGGAGCCUAAAGAAUACAGCAAAUGAACUAGAUACUCCUUUGGACUGAAAUAAUCCCCCUCCUUUCCUAUUGAGCUACAUCUCAAGUGUCAUUCCAAGUACUAUUUUGUCUGUGGCUUUGUAAACCCCUUGCAUAUUGCAAGUGUUGACCAUCCAUGCAUGGCUUGCUUUUUAACCCUUUUUAAUGGGAGAAUCUUCGGCAAAUUCUGCAGUGUGUGUUAAGGGUAGAGUAGUCCCCUACGUUUUGAUCACUGCCUACAUUGCCCUUUAAUUGAUGCUAUGGACUAAACGAUUCCAGACAGAUGUCUGUCGAGGAGGGUGAAAUAUUUUUUAUGUAUAGGUCUAUUUCUAGUUUUUAUGUGUAUAAUUUUGCUACUCAUAAUUGUUUAACAUGAUUUACUAACCAAGAUGCUCUAGAUGUAUGAAUAUGUAAGGUGUGUGUGUGUGUGUGGGGUCCGUAUUCUAAAAGGGUCCAAGUUGCAUGUGUGUUUUUAUAGAUGUGGAUCCCCAUAGUCUAUCAUUAGUAGAAGUUGUAUGCAGUUAAGGAUUUGUAUACUGUUAUAAUGGCCAGCUAUGGAACUUGUUUCUGUUAUAUUGCAAGUGACAGAACCGGUCUUCUUUUUUGUAACAUUAAAAAAUGAUCUAAUUUUACCAUAA
Coregonus clupeaformis (lake whitefish) is the source of this 1936-nucleotide messenger RNA. Its product is annotated as glutamine synthetase. The transcript has 7 exons. NCBI's taxonomy places the organism in Eukaryota, Metazoa, Chordata, Actinopteri, Salmoniformes, Salmonidae. The record is from RefSeq and is a predicted model, not a curated record. Gene Ontology annotation, cellular component: cytoplasm. The coding region runs from base 185 to 1306 and encodes 373 amino acids. Gene Ontology annotation, molecular function: glutamine synthetase activity.